Messenger RNA from Salvia miltiorrhiza (redroot sage), 1963 nucleotides. RefSeq names its product serine carboxypeptidase-like 45. Bases 425 to 1837 code for a protein of 470 amino acids. Lineage: Eukaryota; Viridiplantae; Streptophyta; Magnoliopsida; Lamiales; Lamiaceae. Gene Ontology annotation, biological process: proteolysis. Gene Ontology annotation, cellular component: vacuole. The record is from RefSeq and is a predicted model, not a curated record. Gene Ontology annotation, molecular function: serine-type carboxypeptidase activity. The transcript has 10 exons.
ACCAUUUUAUUUCAAUUCCAAAACAUGUAAUCAUUCUGAGAGUCACAUGUCUGAUGAGAAGACAUACACGCCGCUCAAUUAUUUUAUUUCCACUUGCUACAGAACAAAGAUUUCAAGAAAUCAAGAAAAAGGGUUGGUUUGCAGAAAGUCCAAAGCAGCUUCACAACUUGUGGGCACACCUAUGUUUUAAUUAAAUCAAAUUAAAAAUAUAUACAUCCACUGUGACCUGACAAAAAGUAGCAUAUUUCAUAAUCUUGAAGUGCUUAGGGUUAAUUAAAAUGGUCCUUGAUUAGAUAAGACUUAGAGAUCUACACUAGCUCACACUUUCAAAAUGCUUAAUUAAGUGGUCAAGAAGUAGAUUCGAAUUAGACCAACAUAUCUAUAACUAGCUCCCUCUCCCUCUCCCUCUCUCUUACACACACACAUGAUGGCAGCAUCAAUCUUGACAAUAAUCUGCUUGCUGCUGAUAUCUGCUGCAGAAGCGAAAUCCGAAAAAGAAGCCGAUAAAAUAGCAAGUUUUCCCGGCCAACCGGCGGUCAAUUUCCGGCAAUAUUCCGGCUACAUUACCGUCGACGAAAAGCAGCAAAGAUCGUAUUUUUACUACUUCGUCGAAGCAGAAACCGAGGCUGCUUCAAAGCCUCUUGUUCUGUGGCUGAAUGGAGGGCCGGGAUGUUCGUCGAUAGGAGCGGGCGCUUUUAGCGAGCACGGACCCUUUCAACCCAGCGGGAAUAUUUUGGUCAAAAAUGACUACAGCUGGAAUAAAGUGGCUAAUAUGUUGUACUUGGAAUCACCUGCUGGAGUUGGAUUCUCUUACUCUGCAAACAAAUCUUUCUACGAAUCUGUAAACGAUGAAAUGACAGCAAGAGACAACCUUGCUUUCCUCGAGAACUGGUUCAAGAGAUUCCCAGAAUUCAACAACAGAGAUUUUUACAUAUCAGGAGAGAGUUAUGGUGGGCAUUAUGUUCCACAGCUAGCACAUCUCAUUCUUCACUCCAAAGCCAAGAUCAAUCUCAAAGGAAUCGCAAUAGGAAAUCCUCUUCUUGAAUUCAACACGGAUUUCAACUCGAGGGCCGAGUAUUUAUGGUCUCAUGGCCUAAUAUCCGAUGCCACAUUUUACGACUUCACAUUCGCAUGCAACUACUCCGAAAUCAGAAGGCAGGCGGCGUCGGGAGUUCUGACGCCGGUCUGCCGCCGUGUGAUCAAGCUGGUCUCCUCGGAGAUGAGUCGCUUCAUAGACGCGUACGACGUCACCCUCGACGUCUGCUUGUCGUCUCUGGAGCUGCAGUCUCAACGCCUGAAUCAAAUGCAAGAUGAGCCUAAAGUGAAUGUGUGUGUGGAGGAUGAGACGAUCGUGUACCUAAACAGGCAAGACGUGCAGGCGGCGUUCCACGCGCGGCUCCCCAAUGCGAGCAGAUGGAGCGUCUGCAGCGAGGUUUUGCAGUACAACAUGCAGGAUCUCGAGAUACCCACUAUCCCACUCCUGGCUGCGCUUCUCAAUUCGAGCAUUCGAGUAUUAGUUUACAGUGGUGACCAAGAUUCUAUUCUCCCACUUACGGGAACUCGGACACUGGUUGAUGGGCUUGCUAAAGAAUUGGGUUUGAACACAACCGAGGCAUACGGUGUUUGGUUUGAAGGUGGACAGGUUGGUGGGUGGACACAAGUCUAUGGCGACUUUCUAUCGUUUGCAACAAUACGAGGAGCUUCGCACGAAGCCCCAUUCUCUCAGCCGGAGAGGUCGCUCAUCUUGUUCACUUCAUUCGUCGAGGGAAAGCCGCUGCCGCGUGUUAACGGCGUGACCAAGGCGAAGAAGAUGAGUUCCAUGAACAGACUUGUGUAAACCUUCAAGGGAAGAAAAAUAGGCUUUAUAAUGACAUUAUUUUUACUUGUGUGAUUGGGGGUUUCAGACUCAAUGUUUUUCAGUCAUCAUAUAUAAUUCAGAAGCCACUAACAAUUUCCUUUGCAA